GAGUUGUGUAUUUGUAUUGAACCUCCCUGGUAAUUAUUUAUGUAGUGAGUAAGCUAAUUUUCUGUCCAAUCAGACUCUAAUUUGAACAUACCUGGUUUGUUCAGCACUUCACAUGGGAUUGACAUGUGUUAGUUAUGCUCUUCAUUCUCUGAAUGAUCUAAUGUGAGAAACAAGGUAUCAGCUAAAAUACAGUUAAGCUCGAUCAAUUACCUGACUGGUGGUAUAGUUAAAGCAAGGUGUGUGCCGCGCCCGACGAAGUCUGCUUUGCUGUGUGUAUGACUGGAGGACCUUGACGUCGUAGGCCUGCGGAUGUUACAACAUUCCAAUUUCUGGAAAACUUAAUAAUUGAAUGGACAAGUUAUCCAGUCCUUAGUGUUUUAACUGAAGAAUUGUGCAGGCAUGAUGUAUGUGCGGUAUGAAUUAUGGGUAGCUGUGGCGUUGCUUGCUGAUUUUACUCUAGCCAGUUCAGACAGAGAACAAGUUCUUGAGAACAAUGGCUCAAAAGAAUCCCAUGCUGAUGAGGACCACGGUGGCGUCCACCUAGUGCAGUGGAACUUUGACCACGUAGAGGUACCCCUCACGAUAACACUUGCUGUCUUGCUUGUAGGUGUUGCGAAACUCGGGUUCCACAAGGUUAAAUGGUUGUCAUCUCGCGUUCCGGAGUCUGCACUAAUUAUUGUUGUUGGUACUGCACUUGGUAGUAUAACUAGUGUAUCUAAAGGAACGAUCUUCAUAUCAUUUGAUGAGACAACUUUCUUUCUAUACCUACUGCCACCAAUCAUCUUAGAAUCAGCUUACUCAUUGUAUGAUAGAGUUUUUUCUAACAACUUGGGAACAAUAUUACUAUAUGCUGUUGUUGGAUCAUUGCUCAAUUUUGGAUUAAUAGGUGGCAGUUUGUAUGGAGUUUGUGCAGCGGGAGCAUGCGGCUCGUUUGCACCAACCAUCUGGCAAUGCCUUGCAUUUAGCGCCCUCAUUUCUGCUGUUGAUCCGGUAGCUGUGUUAGCAAUCUUCCAGGAAAUCCAUGUCAAUAAUAAAUUGUACUUUCUUGUUUUUGGAGAGUCACUGCUGAAUGAUGCUGUGACGGUCGUGUUGUACAACAUGAUGGUAGCCUUCAUGGCCUUGGAUGUCAUCCCUGCCAGCCAGGUUGUUCUGGGAGUAUUUUCAUUCUUUACUAUAAGUCUUGGCGGCCUGGUGAUUGGCAUUAUCAUUGGCAUGUUGUCUGCAUUUAUGACUAAGUUCACAAGGCAUGUUAGAGUUGUUGAGCCGUUGACAAUUCUUGGAAUGGCGUACCUGUCAUACAUUAUGGCCGAGCUUUUCCACUGGUCUGGCAUCAUUGGCAUCAUUGGUUGUGGUCUUGUUCAGUGUGAAUAUGCAUUUGGCAACAUUUCCAGAAAGUCCAACAUUACAGUCAAGUAUUUCAUAAAGGUUUUGUCAAUGACAAGCGAGUCAAUAAUCUUUUUUAGUUUGGGUCAGACUAUGUGGGAUAAUGAGAUGGUGUGGAAUUCAGGCUUCAUCCUCUUAACACUUGUGUUUUGCUUUAUAUUUAGGUGUUUUAGUGUUACACUUCUAACAAACAUCUCCAACAUGAAUCGAAUUAUAAAAAUCAACAUGGAAGAACAGUUCAUUAUGGCUUACGGUGGUCUUCGUGGAGCAGUGGCCUAUGCUUUGGUAAUUCAGCUGCGUACUGGUAAUGAAGAACUUGAUCGAUUAUUUAUUACUUGUACACUAGCAGUUGUUUUUGCCACUGUAUUUAUACAAGGCUUAACAAUCAAGCCGUUUGUGAACUUCUUCCGAAUUCGUAAGCAGGAAACACAGAAGCCAACGAUGUGCGAUGAGGUUAAUCGCAGGGUAAUUGAUUUCAUGAUGGCAGGUAUUGAAGAAGUUACUGGUCAAAAGGGUGGUAAUUAUUUAAGGGUAAAAUUGGAAUAUUAUGAUGAAAAAUAUCUGAAGAGAUGGCUUCAAAGAAAUCCUGAAACAAGGGAAGCUCAUAUGAUGGCGCUGUUUGAAGAAAUAGCUCUAAAGGACCACAGAGAGCAUAUUUACGACAUUGCUAAAGCUCCACUGGAAAUAGAAGGGGCAUGCCUUAUAAAAAGAGUUUGUACAUUGGAACGAGCAAUAUCAGUUGAUUGUGGAGAACUUGAACUGGAACCAAAACGAUAUGAGGCUUAUCGGCCAAUCAAAGGAAAUUUCUCAACAGAUGAUCUUCGCAAACUUUGGAGGAACAAUCCAUCAAUAUCGAUGCACUUACCUUAUGACAAGAAUUUAACACAAGAUGACGACCAGGACUUAGCAGUACAACUAAGACAAAGGAAGAAUCUCUACAUGGAGGUCAAAAAACGACAUUCCUCCAUGAGUCGCCAAUCAGCAAUUGACGAAGUUCCUGAUGAGGAAGAAGAUGAAGGGGGAAUUGUUAUGAAAUUUGAGCCCACUAUAAAAGAGGAGUCUGAGGUUGAUGGUCCUAGUGAAACAAUGGCACUCAUGAUGCCAACUGAUGAUUCUCUAGGCCAAUCAGAAGGCCCUGAUGUCUUUGAAUCUAAGAUAUAGCUACUGUAAACAGUGGCGUAUCUAGGAGUCUUGUAAGUGGGGGGGGGCAGGUAAUUGAUGGGGGACGUAAAGAUGAAGCGAGGGGAGCUCGAUGAUUAGAUGAGCUGGGCGAUAGCUUGCAAAAAUAAGGUAUUUUUUAACUAUUUAAGCACAACUUUUUUGUUUAAAACAUUUUCAAUGAGAGAGUGGGGAGUAUUUUUUUGGAAAAGGGUAGUGCAACCCCCCCCCCCACGUGUAACUCUAGGUAUGCAUCUAACGCAAAUUAUCAAUUAAGCACUGCAAUCCUACUGCGUACUUAAAGGCUUCAUUUUGGCUUUUGUGUGAAAUUGGUGCUUGUUCAAGAGGUGGUACUUAUGUAAGAUUAUUAGCAUUUAUCAGUGAAAGUUUGUUGGUAUAUUUGAGGGAGGCGCUGAUUUGACCAAUUACAGUACAGGCGGGCAAAGUGAGGCAUUGAGCCACAUUCUGCUCUACAGAAACACAUACUUAAUUUUAGUUAACUAUUAUUUAAACUGGUUGACUCAUUCAGCAAAAUGAAUACAGUUAAACUUGCCUAAGUCGACUGUGCCUAAGUCGAAUAAUUUUUAAGUCGGACUAUUAUUUAAACUGGUUGACUCAUUCAGCAAAAUGAAUACUGUUAAACUUGCCUAAGUCGACUGUGCCUAAGUCGAAUAAUUUUUAAGUCGGACUAUUAUUUAAACUGGUUGACUCAUUCAGCAAAAUGAAUACAGUUAAACUUGCCUAAGUCGACUGUGCCUAAGUCGAAUAAUUUUUAAGUCGGACUAUUAUUUAAACUGGUUGACUCAUUCAGCAAAAUGAAUACAGUUAAACUUGCCUAAGUCGACUGUGCCUAAGUCGAAUAAUUUUUAAGUCGGACUAUUAUUUAAACUGGUUGACUCAUUCAGCAAAAUGAAUACAGUUAAACUUGCCUAAGUCGACUGUGCCUAAGUCGAAUAAUUUUUAAGUCGGACUAUUAUUUAAACUGGUUGACUCAUUCAGCAAAAUGAAUACAGUUAAACUUGCCUAAGUCGACUGUGCCUAAGUCGAAUAAUUUUUAAGUCGGACUAUUAUUUAAACUGGUUGACUCAUUCAGCAAAAUGAAUACAGUUAAACUUGCCUAAGUCGACUGUGCCUAAGUCGAAUAAUUUUUAAGUCGGACUAUUAUUUAAACUGGUUGACUCAUUCAGCAAAAUGAAUACAGUUAAACUUGCCUAAGUCGACUCUGCCUAAGUCGAAUAAUUUUUAAGUUGAUCUUAUUUUACAUGCCAAAUUGUUUUCCAUUAAUUAACAAUGUCAAAGUCGAAUUUUGUUCAA
This is a messenger RNA of Anneissia japonica, 3855 nucleotides long. RefSeq names its product Na(+)/H(+) exchanger beta-like. Lineage: Eukaryota; Metazoa; Echinodermata; Crinoidea; Comatulida; Comatulidae. Gene Ontology annotation, biological process: sodium ion transport; proton transmembrane transport; regulation of pH. Bases 400 to 2544 code for a protein of 714 amino acids. Gene Ontology annotation, cellular component: membrane. Gene Ontology annotation, molecular function: sodium:proton antiporter activity. The record is from RefSeq and is a predicted model, not a curated record. The transcript has 21 exons.